Glycine soja is the source of this 3550-nucleotide messenger RNA. Its product is annotated as pre-mRNA-processing protein 40C-like. NCBI's taxonomy places the organism in Eukaryota, Viridiplantae, Streptophyta, Magnoliopsida, Fabales, Fabaceae. Bases 352 to 3294 code for a protein of 980 amino acids. The record is from RefSeq and is a predicted model, not a curated record. Gene Ontology annotation, cellular component: nucleus. The transcript is spliced from 16 exons. Gene Ontology annotation, molecular function: transcription coregulator activity; RNA polymerase binding.
GUGCACUCAGAAUGGUGGAAUCGCAAAUGGUUCGAGGAAGUAAGCUAAGCUAGCCCUAACCUAACUCUAAACAUACAUAGCAUCACCAACCUAUUUCUUCUUCCUUCCAACAAGUUCCAACUCGAAACACUCACUCACUCCUCUCUUUGCUCUCAACUCCACACUCUCACUCUGGUUCGUUAUCAUUCCCUCUCUCUCUCUGCUCUGUUCAUUUCAUUCCUUAAUUGCUUUAUAUCGAAUUUCGCAUCCCUAUGUCUGUCGCCUUAUAAAUUACGAUUCGCCUUUGCCAAAAUUCUCGUUCGUUGCCGUGUUUCCGCCGUCGCCGAUUGUUCUGACCGCAGAUCGGUUUCAAUGGCUUCACCGGCGUGGUUGCCGCAGGAGUCGCAGCCACCAGUGUCUGGUGAAACGCCUCUUCCCAUGGCUUCUUCCGCUCAUACAACUCCUUCUACUGCUCAUGCAAAAUUAUUUAACGCAACCGCGUUUGUAGCUCCGGCACCGGCACCGCCAUUCGCUUACGGCAUGCUUCAGAAUGUUAACGCUUCCGGAAGUUCUCAACAGUCAUCGACGCAUCCUGGGAUGAAAUCCAAUUCUGCAGUGAAUCCCAUGGUUGUUCAACCUCCAGGUGUCUCUUUACAUGCUGCUCCUUCAUUUUCAUAUAAUAUUCCCCAAAGUGGUGCCAUUUUUUCUAGCAACCAACAGCAUGCACAAUCUAGCACUAACAUGCCAGAUUCUGUUGCACAGGAUGUUGGUAAAUUGUCAUCUGCGUCAAGUAUCCCACAUUCUGUCCCUGCUCAUACUUCUACAUCCAUAAUGCCUCCACCCUCUGACCCUAAUUAUCGCCCAGCUACUUCAUGGAUGCCAACUGCCAUGUCUUUUCCCGUGCUUCCUGUAAUGCCUACUCAAGGGAAUCCUGGCCCUCCUGGAUUAGCAUCAUCUGCAAUAAUAUCCUCCAAUCCUGCUGCUCCAUCCACAGGCACAGAUUCUUCUCCAGCUGCAUUACUGAGACCAAACAUGCCAACUUCAGCCAUUGCAUCAGAUCCUACCGCCCCUCAGAAAGGCUUACCCUAUCCAUCUGUGCCUGCCAUGGCUGCUCCCCCUCAGGGACUUUGGUUACAGCCCCCACAGAUGAGUGGUGUACUUAGGCCACCAUAUCUUCAAUACCCUGCUCCUUUUCCUGGUCCCUUUCCAUUUCCAGCACGUGGUGUUGCUCUCCCUGCUGUUCCGAUACCUGAUUCUCAACCUCCUGGUGUUACACCUGUGGGUGCUGCUGGUGGCACUUCUACACCUUCUUCUAGUCAUCAGCUGAGGGGAACAACUGCUUUGCAAACAGAAGUUAUUUCAGGGCCUGCUGAUGAUAAGAAGAAAUUAAAUUCCGUUGACACUGUCAAUGAGGAUGCUGCUAAUAACGAUCAAUUAGAUGCCUGGACAGCCCACAAGACUGAAGCAGGAAUUAUAUACUAUUACAAUGCUGUGACAGGAGAAUCAACAUAUGAUAAACCUGCUGGCUUUAAAGGGGAGUCUCACCAAGUUUCUGCUCAGCCCAUUCCAGUUUCAAUGAUGGAUUUGCCUGGUACUGAUUGGCGGUUGGUCUCCACUAGUGAUGGAAAAAAAUACUACUACAACAAUCGGACCAAGACUAGCUGCUGGCAAAUCCCAAAUGAGGUGGCUGAAUUGAAAAAGAAGCAGGAUGGUGAUGUUACAAAAGAUCAUUUAAUGUCAGUUUCAAAUACUAAUGUAUUGUCCGAUAGAGGGUCAGGAAUGGUUACUCUGAAUGCUCCUGCUAUUAAUACUGGUGGUCGUGAUGCUGCUGCUCUUAAACCCUCUAGUCUACAGAACUCGCCAUCGGCUUUGGAUUUGAUCAAGAAGAAAUUGCAGGACUCAGGAACACCUGUUGCUUCCUCUUCUAUUCCUGCCCCAUCUGUACAAACAGGACCUGAAUCAAAUGGUUCAAAAACAGUUGAUUCUACAGCUAAGGGCUUGCAAGUAGAUAAUAACAAAGAUAAAGCAAAAGAUACUAAUGGUGAUGCUAAUGUCUCUGAUACAUCCUCAGAUUCUGAAGAUGAAGAUAAUGGGCCUUCGAAGGAGGAGUGCAUCAUUCAAUUUAAGGAGAUGCUUAAGGAGCGAGGAGUGGUACCAUUCUCAAAGUGGGAGAAAGAAUUGCCAAAGAUAGUAUUUGAUCCACGUUUUAAGGCCAUCCCAAGUUAUUCUGCUAGGAGAUCCUUGUUUGAGCAUUAUGUUAAAACUCGUGCAGAAGAAGAACGUAAAGAAAAACGUGCUGCACAGAAGGCUGCAAUUGAAGGAUUUAAGCGGUUACUGGAUGAAGCCUCAGAAGAUAUUAAUUACAAUACUGAUUAUCAAACUUUCCGGAAGAAAUGGAGAAAUGAUCCACGGUUUGAGGCAUUGGACCGCAAGGAACAAGAGCACCUAUUGAAUGAAAGAGUGCUUCCUUUGAAGAAAGCUGCUGAAGAAAAGGCUCAAGCAAUGCGUGCAGCUGCUGCUGCCAGUUUUAAGUCAAUGCUUAAAGAGCGAGGAGAUAUAUCUUUUAACUCCCGUUGGUCCAGGGUCAAAGAAAAUUUAAGGGAUGACCCAAGAUAUAAAUGUGUGAGGCAUGAGGAUAGGGAAGUUUUGUUCAAUGAGUAUAUAUCUGAACUGAAAGCUGCUGAACAUGCAGCAGAAAGAGAGACCAAAGCUAAAAUGGAGGAGCAGGACAAGCUCAGGGAAAGAGAACGGGAGCUGCGCAAAAGAAAGGAAAGAGAAGAACAGGAAAUGGAAAGGGUGCGACUAAAAAUUCGAAGAAAGGACGCAGUUACUUUAUUUCAAGCUUUACUUGUGGAGACAAUCAAAGACCCUCUGGUAUCAUGGACGGAAUCUAAGCCUAAAUUAGAAAAGGAUGCUCAAAGACGUGCAACUAAUCCUGAUCUUGAUCCAUUGGACACGGAAAAGCUCUUUCGGGAACAUGUCAAGAUGCUUCAGGAACGUUGUGCGCACGAGUUUAGAGUUCUCUUAGCUGAAGUAUUGACUUCUGAUGCUGCAUCUCAAGAAACUGACGAUGGAAAAACAGUGCUUAAUUCUUGGUCUACAGCUAAACGUCUUUUAAAAUCUGAUCCAAGAUAUAACAAAGUUCCAAGAAAAGAAAGAGAAGCAUUGUGGCGCCGCUAUGCUGAGGAUAUGCUGCGGCGGCAAAAGGCAUCUCAUGAUUCCAGGGAAGAGAAACAUACAGAUGCUGAAGGUAGAAAUUAUCUAGAAUCUUCCAAACAUCCAUUUGAAUCUGGGAGAUCGUACGAGCGAAGAUAAUUCUUUUCGAAAUUCUUGUCAUAACAGUUAUCUCUUCUCUCCUAUGCCAGAGAUUAGGUUUCUUUAGUUUGAAGCCCUGACAUUAGAACAUAAUUAUAUUACCUUUUUUAAGUUCUUAAUACUGUGUUUAGUACAUUACUCUCAUUCCUCAGACCGCAUUUGUAUACUAUUACCAUUCUUGAGAGCAGAAGUAUCAUUGAGGGCAGUGCCCCAUAUCCUUUUUCAAUUCUCAAAUCAAUUUGUUCCGUCUUUGAAA